AUGAGAGUGUAUGGACCUAAAUCCGGUGAACGUAUUGAAGAUAGCGCGAUAGUAAAAUAUCAGGCAACAGAUUCUGCAGGCAACCCAUCUGAUAUUUGCACAAUAUAUAUCACCGUUACAGCAAUUACCUGUGGUCCACCUCAAAAUGUGUUAUAUGGAACAUUUGCUUGCAUCGAUAUUAUGUAUAGGUAUGAAAGUUUAUGCAUACUUGAAUGUGCCAGUGGAUAUUCAACUGAUAGUGCUGUAUAUGCAAUAUGUCAAUCAAGUGGCGAAUGGCAUUUCUCUUCAAAUAACAGUUGUAAAGAUAUUGUUCCACCAACCAUACUUAACUGCAAGACCUACCAGACAUUUUACACUGAUCGUGGUUUGGAUACUGCACAAGUAAUAUGGAUUAUUCCGACUGCAAUUGACAACAUAGACAACCCUAGUGACAUCAUCAUUGAACAGAUAUCAGGUCCUGCAAUAGGCUCUAAUAUCAACAUAGGCACGACAGUGGUUGACUAUAGAGCUGUUGAUACGUCUGGAAAUCCAUCAAUCGUGACAUGCUCUAUUACGAUUAAUGUUGAAGCCAAAGUAUGUCCUCUGAAUCUAACAAUUCCACAAAAUGGCUUGCUGUCGUACACAAAUGAUAAUCAACCGGUUGUGUUCGUUUUAUGUAACGAAAACUAUGAUUUGCCGUAUGAAUUUAAUGGACUUAUCCUGUGCCUUGAUUCUGGACUAUGGAGUACCGACGAAGUUCCAGAUUGCACAAGUACUCGUCGUCCAGGAAUCAACAUUUUGCCUGUUUCGUUUUACUACUCUGUAGAUUGUAACGCACAGUCUGAGACAUCUAUUAAUGCGAUACAAGACCAAGUUUUCAUUCUUCUAGAGGAUUACAUUGGAACUGCCCUUGCACCUGAUUGUCUUGCUGGUUCAACGUGUACUUACGAUGAUCUUGUAGUUCAAUGUGGUUCCACUAGCAAGAGAAAGAAAAAAGAUAUUCAUGAUGAUAAUUAUCGUUUUAAAAGAGAAGUGUCCGAACUAUUCGUCAAUUUUUCAUUGAUUGUCACCGGAUCAGUUACAAAUUGGGAUGAACUAUUGAUGUAUGAGGACUUUCUAUUUCAAAUGUCUGAUCAGCUUGAAAAUGAUGUAUCUGUCGGAGUAUUUGACUUGAAUGAACUUCAGGUUGUCCGAAAUUCUUUUUUCAGGGAGCAGUUUUCUAGUACUAAAUGUGAGGGAAGCGGUCAAGUACAAUCUGCUUUUCAAUGCAAAACAUGUGCUGCCGGUAUGUUUCUUGAAGAUGAUGACGGAGUAAAAAAUUGUAGGAAGUGUCCAAUUGGCACUUAUAUGGAAAAUGACGGUGCUUCAUCAUGCAUAUCAUGUCCUCCCGGCACAAGUACAAAUAAAACUGGAUCUAAAUCAGCUGAUAUGUGUGUGGAACUGUGUCCCAUUGGCUAUUCAUCGUUGACUUUGGUAAAGCCGUGUACUCCUUGUGCCAUUGGCUUUUAUCAGAACGGUAUUGGUAAAGCUUUAUGUCAAAAAUGCGAGUUUGGAAAAACAACAUUCAAAGUAGGAUCACAUAACUGCAGUCCGUAUGACAUUGUUCUCAGUUCACAAAGUUCAGAAGUAAUAGCAUCAGCAUUAAACACAGCGGAUGUCAUGGAUGAAAUGACUGUACUAUUUUGGUUAUUCAGAAGAAGUGGGUCUGAUUUUAGUUUACAUUUUGAGAACAACGUUGUAAUUGAAGUUUCUGGACAGAGCUUCAUCAUCUAUUGGAAUAGUUUAUCCAUUAUUGUACUGUUACCUGAAUCCUCAUUUGAUAUGUGGGCGCAUUUUGCUGUUUCAACAUCAAACACUACAGUUCAUUUCUACUACAAUGGUGACAUGAUUGAUACCCAGGCGAUGAUCUCUCCAUUAACAUUACCAACAAAUGCUUAUCUUGAACUAUUUACCAACGGAGAAAAUGAAAUGUUCUUGAAUUCCCUGGCUGUAUAUAGACAUGUCCUGGUAGCUGAUGAGAUUACAAAUCAUCGAUCUUCAUGUGGAUGUGAUAUAUCAGCAGCUGACUUUACAUCGGACGAUCUUGUCACUGGCAAUUCUGUCAUUCAGACUGAACCAUCUUCUUGUGCAGCUACCAAUUUCUGCGCUGAUGAUCCAUGUGGCCAACAUCUGUGUACAAACACACAGUCUGGCUUUCUAUGCUCGUGCUCUGGUGGAUUCAUGGGAACACGAUGCGAAUUACCACCUGACAAUUGUGAAGUACAUGAGUGUCAAAAUGAUGCAACAUGUCUCAGUGGCAGUCAUAACUACACGUGUUUAUGCAAACCUGGAUAUCGUGGAGUCUUUUGUCAAACUCCACCAAUAAAUGGUGGAUGGAGUCCUUGGAUAAGCUGGGGAGAAUGUACAUCAAGUUGUGACGGAGGUGUGAGGCAGAGAAACAGAGCAUGUGAUAAUCCUAGUCCAGGGCAAUAUGGCAAACAUUGUGUUGGUGAUAUGAUCGAGCACAUACAGUGUAAUAUAGAUCCAUGCAAUAUUACUAGUCCGUGUUUAAGUAAUCCGUGUGAAACACACAGGUGUGUAGAGAAGUCAGGUGGUUUUUUAUGCAUAUGCAGUCCCGGCUACACUGGUGAUCUAUGCCAAACCCCGAUUGACCACUGUGAACCAAAUCCUUGUGAAAACGGAGGUUCAUGUCAAAAUGGGGCGAACAACUUUACAUGUAUUUGCCCUGAAUCAUUUCAAGGGAAUCUAUGCGAUGAAGAAACUAUUCCCUUAUCAUACUGGACGACAUGGUCAAAAUGUACAGUUACCUGUGGUGGCGGUGUUUCUAUCAGGUCACGUGUCUGUCCGCACAAUAUCGGUUGCAAUGAGCAUAUAGAGUCAAGAGUGUGCAAUAACGCUUCUUGUGUAGUUGAUUUCUGCCAGUCAUCGCCUUGUGGUACUAACCUUUGCGUAUCAAGUGAAGAAGGGUUUAAGUGUACUUGCGAUGCUGGUUUUACCGGUGUAAGAUGUGAUACUCCUGUAGAUUUUUGUGGCGAAAAUAGUUGUGAGCACGGACAAUGUAGCAAUAAAGCAACCGGAUAUGAAUGUAUAUGUGAUAAAGGAUAUAAUGGACAUCUCUGUGAUGUUCUAGAAGAAACUGCUGGUUGGGGUUUAUGGACUGAAUGGAAUGCUUGUAGAUCUAUAUGUGGUUUAGGACAAAGACAAAGAAACAGAAUGUGUGAUAAUCCACCUCCUUUACAAGGUGGUGAAACAUGUGACGGAGAUGAAGAAGAAACAGAAGCAUGUUAUACAGACUGUUAUGAUGCAUGCUCAUCUAAUCCUUGUGGAGACAUACACAAAUGUAUAUCUGAUGGUACUGGGUAUGAAUGCCAAUGUAAAGACGGAUACACAGGUUUAGAUUGCUCAUUAGCACCUGAUUAUUGUCAACCAAACCCUUGUGGAAACUCUGGUAAUUGUGCAAGCACGUCCGACGGUUUUAUCUGUACGUGUGUUGAUGGCUUCAGUGGACCUACGUGUGAUAUCUUACCAGAUAAAAGUGUUUGGGAACCAUGGUCAGGGUGGAGUCUAUGCAGUUUGACAUGUGGUAAGGGAGUACAAAGUCGUCAAAGGGAAUGUAAGCUUGGUACCAAUGGAAAUGAGUGUUCUGGAUAUAACACAGAGGAAAGAGUAUGUGAUGAAGAUUCGUGUCCAAUAUGUCCGUUGUUAAAAAGGACAUAUGGAAUGGUAAAAACGUGUGAAAAAACCGAAGAGGUGACCACUUGUACACUGAGAUGUCUUCCUGGAUAUUUUCCACCAAACAGUACAUAUAGCUCAGAGAACUGGACAGUUGUUUAUCAAUGCAGUCCAUUCUCCUCCUAUACCUGGAAUACAACUGCUAUUUCACCAACAUGUACAAAAACAUCCGGUCGUCCACGCCGCAUUGAUGCUAGUGCUUCAAUGGCGAUUUCCCCGCAACUUUCUUGUGGAAAGUCGUCUGCGUACGAAAUUUUUAUACGAAAUCUCGUGUAUGGCUCCAUCUGUCUGGGUGGGAUCAGCUGUAAAGUCAUCGCAGACGUAACUCAAUGUGGCAACAGGAAAAGGCGCCAAACAACCGCAGAUAAUAGCGAGAUUACAUUAACUUUUGCGUUUGAGUUCGACAAUGAAACUGACUCUGGUAACAUCAAUAUGACAGAAUACUGGGAUGCAAUUGAAGAUUCUCUAUCACCAUUAUCAACAAACUCUGGUGACUGGUUGUCCAUUGUAAUAGAUGGUGUAACAUAUGUAGCAGAUACAGCGAAUAUAACCAAAGGAGCGAGUCUUGAAUGUAGUAGUGGAUACUUUUUACAGGAUGAAUAUGACAUUUGCGUUGGUUGUUCUCCCGGCACAAUGUAUGAUGCUAGACAUGGUUACUGUAUCUCGUGCCCGUUAGGGACUUACCAGGAACUCGCAGCCCAAAGCUCGUGUAUAUCAUGUCCUGAUGGCUACACGACAAACAUCACUGGCAGCUACGAUCAGUACGACUGCUAUUAUACAGAGAGGGCAGCUAACAAUGGUGACGUUGAGGGUUUCUAUGACGUUAUUGGUGCAGUACUAGGAUCAUGUUUGGUUGUUAUUCUUGUUGCGGUUUCUGUCGCAGUUAUAGUCAAGGUGAAAAGGGUACAUCUGAAAAACAAAAUCCACGAUUCGGCUGCAGAUAUGAUUGAGAACAGACGGCAGUCACACGAGGAGAUGAGGUCUCGACUGAAAUCAAUUGCCAGUAUUCAGAGUACAUCACAUAUACCAGUAUCCGUGGAAGAUAUUAAAUAGAUUUAACAGUUAACAAAAAAGAUAGGACGCAUAUCGUGUUUAGAUACUAAUAGAUUUUUAUUAUUUUGUUGUCGACAAAAAAUCAGUUAUGGUGGUAUGAAUACUAUUUUUUUUAUAUUGAUUCCAAACACCAUGAAAUCGGAGGGUCAUUCAUAGUAUUACCUUUGUCCAUGUUUGUAACUGCGGGCAAAUGUGCGAGUCCGAAAAAGUUCAAUAUUACAAUAAGGGAUUUAACUUAGUAUAUUGAUAACGUUUUUUCUUAAGUUUAGCAAGGUCUUAGAAAGUAUCAAAGUUGUUCACUUCAAACGCAGCUAUUUCACAAACAAAUGUGCACAAUGUUAAAAGGGCAUAAUAUUAUAAUCGUAAAACGAAUUUUGCAAAAUAACGCCUCCCUUUUUUGGCUUACUUUUUUUUAAAUAUUUUUAUGCCCUUCUUAACUGUUUUUUAGUCUAUUCGAAAAAAAAAAAAAACAAUUAAAGGUACUCACUUCAAAGUAGGAAAAGUACCAAUGGUUUUAAAAUAAUUUUCUGAGAUACAUGUAUCACGAUUGUUAAACAGUUCUAAGUCACAAUAUACUAUUUGUAUACUACAUCAUAAAAUACAUGUAUAACAAGAGCAUUGAAUUGAAGUUUGUACACAGAAACUCGUACUUUAACAUUUUUUAAAGUUAACUGAAUUAUGGACAAAUAUUGCAGGACAUUUCUCUCCUUCACGAAGAAUGAAUGAUAAUGGUCUCUGUUGUAUUUGAAAAAACUAGAUGUAAUUUAAAGGCCCAUUUAUAAAAAAGAAUCAUAUUAUUUUUGGUGCCCUUUUACGGUUUUAUUGACAACUCCACCAACUUUUGCUUAUUUAGUACAGCUAUCAUGUUUAUGUAAUCUGCAUGGAAUACUACUUUGUUGCAUUUUCCUACUUUUUUGACAAAUUAUUUAACAUCCAGUGCUUCUUUCUUCAGAUGAUACAUGGAACUGCCAAACAUGUUCUAAAUUCGUUAUAUUAGGAGCAUAAAACACACGUUUGACUAUUCUGAAAAAGGAAAAAUGUACUCAUUUCUUAGCGUUAAUGUGCUUAGUUUUCUUGUUUUGUUAUUUACUUUGCUUUAUUGUAUAUUUUGUUAUAAUGUUCUUGCAUAUAAUUAACUAGUUUUUUUAUUACUCUUUCUAUUUGCUUCAGAUUUAUCGUAGUUCCGUCCAAUAAAUGUAGCUUUAGCCAAAAAAUAGAAAUAUUCAGUUAAAAGUUUAAUUAAAUAAAGGUAUUUCGUUAAACUGUUAAGUUGUUAUUGCUAUAAAAUAUACUAAUAGGAAAAAAAGUAUGGAAACACCUCGUAUAUUUAU
Messenger RNA from Ruditapes philippinarum (Manila clam), 6095 nucleotides. RefSeq lists its product as uncharacterized. The transcript is spliced from 25 exons. The record is from RefSeq and is a predicted model, not a curated record. Bases 1 to 4764 code for a protein of 1587 amino acids. Gene Ontology annotation, biological process: Notch signaling pathway. Gene Ontology annotation, molecular function: calcium ion binding; Notch binding. NCBI's taxonomy places the organism in Eukaryota, Metazoa, Mollusca, Bivalvia, Venerida, Veneridae.